Larimichthys crocea (large yellow croaker) is the source of this 6300-nucleotide messenger RNA. It is a transcript of the gene cemip2, whose product is annotated as cell migration inducing hyaluronidase 2. The record is from RefSeq and is a predicted model, not a curated record. The coding region runs from base 381 to 4547 and encodes 1388 amino acids. The transcript has 25 exons. NCBI's taxonomy places the organism in Eukaryota, Metazoa, Chordata, Actinopteri, Sciaenidae.
AGGCAGCAGCACUUCCUCCUCCGCCUGGUUGUCUCUCGGUGGGACGAGGGGGGCUGAGACGGACGGACGACGACAGCCCAUUCAGCACAAAAACACACCAUGUGAAGAGAAAAGUGGAUAAAAAGGUGGACACGGACAGCAAACUUAACGAGGGGGGUGAGAACUACAAACAUUCGUCUCAGCACCGACACUACUACCAGGAGCAGCAGCAGCAGCAGCAGCCGGGGGUCGGCGUUGUUUCACGGCUCGGCCGGAGAGCGGAUGGACAGAGCGGGAGACGGAGCAGGACAGCCACGGGAGGAGAUGCUGACUGUGCAGCCCUUUGUGAUUUGAGUGUUUUCCACAAGUCCAAUAGCCCUGAGGUAGCAGACACGUAUACCAUGCCGACGAGCGAUGGCCCUAGCCGCUUCCCGGGCUUUGUACCUCCGCCCCAUGCCAACCACCAAAGGUCUCCAUGUUAUGUCCCCGGGCGAGUGGCCCCAGUGCGCUCGCCACCACCCGCCAAAGCUCCGCCACCUCCACCGAUAAAACCUCACGGCCCUCCGCCCGAGCGACGAGCCACCUUCAACGUGUCGGAGGAGAGCCAGCGUAGGGAGCGCGCUCAGAGCCUCCAGCAGAGAAAGAACACGUUCAUCUGUUUUGGGGUGUCGAUGGGGGCGUUCUUCCUCACUCUCAUCCUCAUCCUUAGUCUUACGAGUGGAGAUGUGUUAGAUGAGAAUUGUCCAGACCACAACCCAUCCCUCAGUAGCUGGAACCCAGGCCACCAACCGGAGAAGGCUGUUGUCAUCAGAAGAGGACAUUUGUUUAGAUUGGAGUCUUCUGCUACCUUCCAUUCACUGACCAUCCAGUCAGGGGGUCAGGUAGUUUUUGCAGACAAUGCCGAUGGCUCCAAAAACAUAACCUUGAGAACACAUCACAUCCUUAUAGAAGAUGGCGCGGCCCUUCACAUCGGCGCUCCCAAGUGUCGCUACCGUUCACGCGCCACAAUCGCUCUUGUGGGCCGCUCUGACAACAAAGCCGUCCCCGAAGUGCCCGGCCUGGGCCGCAAGUUCAUCGGCGUCAUGAGCGGCGGGACUCUGGAGCUACACGGCACAGAGGCCGCUUCAUGGUCUCUGCUGACCCGAAGUAUCCCAGCAUCCGGUCUGGUCACGGGAGGUCACGCCUUUCAGCGGAACUUCAGCCGAGGCAUCAACUUGCGCGUGGUGGACCAGGAUACAGCUGCCGUGCUGCUCUGCGAACGCUAUGACACACACGACUCCCGCAAUGACAGCCGGCGGCUCACCCAGCUGCUGCGGACGCUGCCAGCGGGCCGCAUUGUCGCGCUGGCUGUGGGAGACUCGGCUGUCAAAAGCCUUCUGGAUGAAACCAAGAAGACCAUCGAAGAGAAGCUGGGCAGCAGCUUUGUCUAUGAUCUCAAAUACAGACAGGCGUGGGCUUUGGUCUCAGUGGUAGGCGGCGGUAACGCAUCAUGCACAGAGGAUGUUAGGGAACAUGAAAACCAUGACACGGGAGGGAGAGCUCUGGCAAGACGCAACUACACCACCGUGGAUGGAGUGGACUUCUCGGUCACCGCCUACAGCGAGUGGAAGAACGGUUUCCCCAUCUCAGGCUUCCAGGUGGAUGCCGUGGACCAGGUCGUGCUGAACCUGCAGGAUGAAGUGAAGACCUGGAAACCCGGCGAUCAGAUUGUAGUCGCCAGCACAGACUACUCUAUGCACCAGGCUGAAGAGUUUACUUUGUUGCCCUGCCCUCGCUGCAGCAGCAGGCAGGUCAGGAUACAAGGGAAACCUCAGUAUAACCACGUUGGCGAGAUCAUAGACGGAGUCGACAUGCGCGCUGAAGUGGCUCUGCUAUCCAGAAACAUUCUCAUCCACGGUGAAAUGGAAAACUCGUGCUACGGAAACAACAUGUGCCAGUUCUACAGCCACGACACCUAUGGAGGCCACAUCAAGAUCUCUGGUAACUUCUCGUCGGUGCAUCUGUCCUACGUGGAGCUGAAGAACAUGGGCCAGCAGGCGGAGAAAAGCCGCUACCCCUUGCACUUCCACUUAUGCGGGGAUGUGGACCAGAGGGGAGGCUACCGGGAGCCCACCUAUGUAGACGGACUCUCCAUACACCACUCCUUCUCCCGCUGCCUCACCAUCCACGCCACCAACGGUUUGCUGGUGAAGGACACUGUAGGCUAUGACACUCUGGGUCACUGUUUCUUCCUCGAGGAUGGGAUCGAGCAGCGCAACACCUUCUACCACAACCUCGGCCUGCUGACCCGACCUGGGACUCUGCUGCCCACGGACCGCAACGAGACACUCUGCACCAGCAUCAAGGACAAAGUCUACAAGGGCUACACUCCCUCGCCCAGUACAGAGUGCAAGGCGGUUUCAACAUUCUGGAUCGCCAACCCCAACAACAACCUCAUCAGCAACGCGGCAGCCGGUUCUCAGGAUGCCGGCAUAUGGUUUGUGUUCCACAGCUCCUCCACCGGAGACUCUCAUGGACUGGUACCAGAGACCAAGGCAGAGCUCACUCCCCUAGGGAUUUUUUACAACAACCGUGUACACUCCAACUUUAAGGCUGGGCUGUUCAUCGACAAAGGAGUGAAGACAACCAACGCUAGUGCAGCUGACCCCCGAGAAUACCUGUGUCUAGACAACAGUGCCAGAUUCCGACCACACCAGAACGCCGACCCCAGUCGUCCCCGGGUGGCAGCAGUCAUCGACACUCUGAUCUCCUUCAAGAACAACGACUUAGGAGCGUGGAUACGAGGCGGUGACAUCGUCAUCCAGCAGUCCGGCUUUGCAGACAAUGGAGUGGGAUUAUCAUUCGCCAGCGAUGGCAGCUACCCUAAGGAUGAAGGCUCCAGCCAGGAGGUGACACAGUCUCUGUUUGUGGGUGAAAGCCGAAACAGAGGAACCAACGGAGGGCAGAAUAAAUACUGGGGCCCGGGAGGGGCUGACGCAAAGAUGAGGACACUGCCAAGGAACAGGACGUUCCCAAUCCGAGGUUUUCAGAUCUAUGACGGUCCUGUGCGGCUCACGCAGAGCACAUUCCGUGGAUUCAUCCCCACACCGGAGCGUUAUACCAGCGCGGUGGGAUUCAACCUGAAGAACACCUGGCAGCUCACCCCAAGAAACAACCUUUCACAAGUCAGCUUCCACUCCACGGUGGGUCUGCGGACGUUCUUUGGUCGCCCGGGGCAGUGGUUUGAAGAGAACGAUCUGGACGGUGACAAAAACUCCAUCUUUCACGACGCUGACGGGUCAGUAACAGGCUACAGAGACAGCUACGUGGGCAGAGCAGAUAAUUACCUGAUCCAGCAUCCUCGGUGUGUGAACGUGUCGCAGUGGAGUGGGGUAAUCUGCAGCGGCCGCUACUCUCAGGUGUACAUCCAGACCCAGGGAGCCCCCAGCCUCAGUUUAUCUAUCAGCAGAGAUGAAUACCCCUUUGCUCCUCUGGUGCUGAGGGGGAUUAACAGCCAGGGGGCGCCGUCUCAGCAGUACCAGCCCAUCCUGAUGAUGAGCAAGAGCUACACGCUGCACUGGAGUGGACCUGCGCCCAGAGAGGUCGUCCUCUCUCUCAUCAACUUUGACAAAAAUGACUGGGUGCUGGUUGGACUCUGUUACCCGUCAGACACCACAUUUCAGAUCAUGGCCGACAUCAACGACCGGCAAAGCAACACCUUUGAUGACCUCACGGACUACGGCACCGUGUCCUCCCUCGCGGAGCUGGAGAAGAGACCGAUGGAGAGGAAGUACUACUUUGACCAAAGUGUUGGCUUGUUGUGGCUCUACCUUCGGGCCCGACAUGAUCGUGACGGUCACAGCUACUGUUCGGUAAAAGGCUGCGAAAGAGUCAAAGUAAUGGCCACCACGUCUUCCAAACAGAUCUGUAACUGCUCAGCCAAAGCCUACCCCAAAUACUCCAAGACACCCUCAGCAGCGGUGCCUAUGCCGGCUUUAAACACACAGCCCUGCAAAGGCUGCGGUGCCAAACAGCUUGUGUUUUCCAGCGAGCCAUGGACCUCCUACCUCCAGACACAAGUCAAGUCUCUCUGCAGCAAAGAGCAGCAGCGAGGAGAUAACAGCUCCUUUAUCACUGUGAAUGAGGUGACCAUGCCGUUCAAUCAGCCCGGAUAUCUCCUGGUGUCAGUGGAUGCAUGCUCUGGGAAAGUCACCAAGAAAACCUCAUUUGCCAAGAUGGAUGCUAAGAUGGAGCAGUAUCUAAAAACUGCAAUACCAAAGAGGUCAAUAGUUUUAAUUGCAACUCGAGGUCAACCAGAAGGCCUGGUUCGUGUAGCACCAUAUCUGGUCUCCUUCGGGUUGGCCAAAGCUGCUGAUCUGCACAGUAAAGAUAGUCUGGCACUUUGGGGCUUCCAUGGUGGUUCUUCACCCCCUCCGUGGGUCUCGCUACAGGCAGGAGAGGGGGAUGAGAUCUUAGGGCUGCAGGAGCGGUACUUGCCUCUGGGUUUGGAGGCUUACGGCUGUACGGCACCCGCGGCUCAAACACGCAAAGACCUGGAGCUACUCAAAAAAGCCACAGGACCACAAUGAUCAAUGUGAACUAUACAACUUAACUACCCAAAACACUCUUGCACACAGAUACACAAACACACACAACCAGCUGAUGAAUGUGAACUGCUGAACCUUUUAAUUUAUUAACAAUGGCAAAGAUGUUUACCAAUUUCAAGUGGAGAGAAGGUAUUUUAUUAUGAGCGGGGUGAGUAUUUUUGUGAUUUUGUGUAGUGUGUGUGUGAGUGUGUGUGUGUGUGUAAGUGUAAGUAUGCCUUGGGGCCGUUGAGUCAAUGCACUUUCCUUUUUAAAGACACAACUUGCCUUUUCAGCCAAAGUGAUCAAAUGGAGCUUUUAUAAUGACUUCAAGUUGUUUAUCACGGACAGCAGAAAAACAAACCCAAAGCAACCUUUAACAUCCACCCACCAAUCUUAUUAUGCAGUUAAUGAAAAGAGAAUGACUUGUCUGAAAACACAACACGAUGCAUUAGACACACACAGGCCAGGAGGAAAUUCUGAAUAUAAAUUGCAUUGUCCCUGAAAUGGGAGCAUGUUCGAUUAGAAACGAUAAAGAAACAAGACGGAUUAGAUGUGCUCAGCUCAAGGGAAAAUAAAGAAAACAAAUGCCAUCGCAUCUAUGGUGGCAAGUUGGAAACUUUCCAUGGGAAUUUAUGGGAAUAUUUUUGCAUAAUCUUGACUAAAAGAAACUGCAGGGCUAUUGAGGCGACGCCCCCUACAUGCACUGUGCAUUCCUCCAUCACAGCUGGGUGUGUUCGAUAGUAAGAUCUGAUCCAAAAUGAAGUCAAAUCAAGCCAUAUUCAUCCAGUAUUCAGAUGGUUCUAUAGACAUACGGUAGUCUGCAGUAAAAUUAGUAGGAGUUACUACUACAUACUCACUUUCCACCCGUCCUCUCACGUCUUUUAGCUUUUUACUUGACAUCUGCAACAACUGAAUCUUUGACUGGACAAACCUCCUCCGAUCAUCGUGCAGCUGUACAACUGAAGACUUUAUGCACCUUUUUUUUAUUUUUAUGGAUUCCUACAUGGACUUACUGGAUCUUUUAUCUCUUAGUUUUUAUUUAUCUCUUCACAGUGAUGGUGGCUCAAGUGCUGGCCACAUGUGCAGCACAAAUAUACAUAUAUAUAUAUAGAUAUGUUUUCUUUUUCUUUUGUUUUAUCAAACAGAGUUGAAUGUUUUAACUUUCAUCUGCCUCAUUCGUGAUCUUUUCAUGUGCAUUAUUGCCAAAACCGUGUUUAGAUACAAUACAGGGUGCCUUUAGAGUUAAUGCCCUGACUAGAAGUGAGCAGCAAAAUGCAUACAGAUCAUAUACCAGCUGUACGGUAUAAGGCUUUAUUUUGAGAAAAAGCGUGUUUGGAUGUGAGCAGGGCUCCCCCACUGAGCGACGAUAAAUACCAAUCUGUGACUGCGUGUGUGACUGUGUGAGUGACCAUGUGAGAUGUAGUUUCUUACCUUGUUGCCUUUUAACCACUUAACUGUUAAAAAGAGCAAAAGAAUGAGAGAAAAAAAAAAAAACGUUUCCGACCCUUUUUCCUUUUGUUCAAUUGAUGCUUUGAAGAUGCACAACCAGAGAUUUCUUAGUGUGAGCUUUGUAAAUAUGGUGUUUAAAUGUUAUAACUCCAAAUGUAAUGGAAAUGUCAAACAGGUUGUCAAUAAUGCGUUUAUUUACAGUGUUUGUUUUUUUUUGUCAAAUGAGUUGAUUCUUUCAACAUGAAAACUUAGCAUUUGUUAUGGGAUUGCCAAUUAAAUAAAACAUUUAUGCUUUGUGAUAAAAUCA